GUUCAUUUCCAACGCUAACAACGUUUACCUUGGGUUCGCAUGAGUUCCAGCGAUCUACGGUAUUCUGGUCGGACUUACCUCAUGCGGCAAGUUACGUAUAGGGUCAAACUAGAGCUUGUAGACUGACUCGUGUGGCUGGUGUACUGUAGGAUGCAUGUUUGACCGAGGCUGCUAAGUGGAGGCAUGUGGAUAGGUACUAGUACCUACCGACUUUCGUGGUGACGGGACCGAGCCUGCAGACAGCAAUUGAGAACCGCAGAUAUCAACGGCAACUAGGCACUUUACAACAGCUCAGCUCGCAUCGACCCACCUCCGUUCCAGCACCAAACAGUACUCCGGCCGCCGCACGCCAUGUCUAAGCCCGUUUCUCAACCUCGGAAGAACCUGCGGAAUACGUACAUCGCGCCCAAAGCACCCUACCUUAGGCCCAUCAUCAUCUGUGGCAUCAUCAUGGCUCUUAGCUCGCGGCGCGAAGUCAUCUCGCCCGGCUCGCCUCUUUACGACUACGUGCUGUCGCGACUCUCGGCGAAUGGUCUCAAGUACGCAUCUUGGGUACAGAGUGGGCUGUUCUACUUCCUAUUUGGGGCGCAUGCGGUUGAAACGGCAAUUUUCACAAAAAGGUUGGCUCAGCAUGGGGUUGAGGUCUCGAGCAUUGGCUGGUGGCAGUGGAUGGCGACGUGUUUUGUGGGAGGGAAAUUCUGCUACGUGCAUUUUGAUCGGGAGGUGGGAAAGUUCGACUAGACGCGGAACGAAGACGUGGGGUGAUGUCUAUCAAAAGGUUCGGUCGCCGGCUCUCGUGCUACUUUAUGGGGGCUUGCAUAUGGGACACAGUAUCUGAUACUUGAUUGAUCGAUAUCCAGGUCUUGUGUAUGUGUAU
Boeremia exigua is the source of this 877-nucleotide messenger RNA. RefSeq lists its product as uncharacterized. The record is from RefSeq and is a predicted model, not a curated record. The transcript has a single exon. Bases 352 to 741 code for a protein of 129 amino acids. Lineage: Eukaryota; Fungi; Ascomycota; Dothideomycetes; Pleosporales; Didymellaceae.